CACGUCAUGUUGACAAGUUCCGUCAACAACCACCUUCAACCUUCCUUCAAUCCUCCGGAUCCAGGGGUGUCCCAACCUCAACCGCUUCGCAGUGGCCACCGGGAGGCGUAAACUGCAAGCAACCCGGGAGAGGCGCGAAGGGCAUUGAGAGGGACCGUGUCGAGCGUGUGUCUUGCUCGCAACUACCGAGCAAGGAGUACGUACCUUACCGUGCGUACCCAUCAACGCCCACCAACCCGAAUUCCAUUCGCUAUGGAACAACCUACGUCAGCACCCACCGCGCCCGAUGCGCCUCCCGCCUCAAACCGCCCACCAGCCCCCGGCAGGAAGCGGAGCUCGUCUGGGGCUGGUGGGCUGUUGUCCAAGCUUCCCUUCAUGCGCUCCACAGGCGAGCACCGUCCGAGAUCCCGCCGGAAUACCAUCGAGACCGACCCGGCUGCUCCGGCCCCGACACUGCCGACACCAUCCUUCAUUUCGAUCCCUGCCGACGCACCUCAGCACCACGUCCCUGCAUCCCCCACUGCGCCGGCGCCGCUGCCUCACAUACUUCAACAUCCGACGCUACAACAGACGGCGCAACAGAAAACACGACGACGUAGGGGGUCACUGCGGAAAGUUGCGUUGCUCGGACGGGGCGCCCAGCGGGAACGGCGCGAGGGACGGGGGUUAACCAUUGAUACCACACUUGACGACGGGAGUAGCGGGACACCCUACGAGAUUGUGGCUACAGACACGGGACCCGUCACAUCAAGUCCGGUGCCCAUUGACGGACGCUCCAACGCCAAUCCGAUCCCCAAGACCGGCGGGGCCGACCAACCAUACGGGCUCGGUAUCACGGACCCAGGACACCGUACCAGCAUGGACGGGCACACCUCCACCUCCGAUCCCGACGCAACACCCACCGCUGCGCUAGCACCCACCAACCUCGGAACCACAGCCUCCAGCCCGCCCAUCAGCGCCGCCGACAAGCGGCCCAGCAUAAGCUACAGCACCACCAACGACGAAGAUACCCUACACAUGGCCCGACCCAGCGCGCCCUCCCUCUCCAUCCCUCGCGCAACCACCCCCUCGCUCUCCCUCUCCUCCUCCUCCGCCAUCAGCCUCCUCCACCCGGACCGCGCCUCCCUCUCCUCCGGCUCCGAAUCCUACUACCUCACCCGGCCCGCCGGCGGCGGACUCAGCAGCGUCUCCAGCGCCAUCAGCGCGCUCCCCUCCCUCCAACGCCGCCGCAGCGCCACCGUGCAACGCGCCAAGUCCCCGCUCGGCCUCAGCUCGCUCGCGGCGCCGCUGCCGCAGGCAGACGCGGACUGGGACUACGCCGAGACGGAGUGGUGGGGCUGGAUCAUCCUGGCGGUGACCUGGACGGUGUUCGUCAUCGGCAUGGGCUCCUGCCUCGGCGUCUGGAGCUGGGCCUGGGACGUCGGCACCACCCCCUACGCGCCCCCCGAGCUGGAGGACGAUCCGACCCUGCCGAUUGUGGGCUACUACCCGGCGCUGAUGAUCUUGACGGGGGUUAUGGCCUGGGUGUGGGUGGUGGUCGCGUGGGUGGGCAUGAAGUAUUUUAGGCAUGCGCAGGUUAGUGGGGAUUGAGAAAAUAGAGGGGGUACAUAAUGGUUGGGGUCUUGGUGUUUGGGUUGCGGCUUGGGGUAAGCGGGUUGGGUUCAACGGGAAUGUAAUUUGGCGUCGGUGUGCGCUAUGCUAUGCUACUGUGGCUAUAUAUACCCCAUGAGUCGUCGCUUCUACGGGACAAUAUUAUAGACUGAUGAUGGUAUCCCCAUCCCUCGGGCUAGUACCGGCUAGGAGUAAGAAACAUGUCCGUCAACAGAUGUUAUGAGAAGUUAUUCACAAAAAGAAGGCGGAUGUUUGAAGUACCAAGACUCCUCUCUCUUAACCAAAACAAGCCUUCAACCUAGCAUAAACUAAACCUCGCAUAAAGGAAACCAUAGUCAACCAGC
Molecule: messenger RNA, 1955 nt
Organism: Chaetomium fimeti
Lineage: Eukaryota; Fungi; Ascomycota; Sordariomycetes; Sordariales; Chaetomiaceae
Exons: 1
Coding region: 253-1590 (445 amino acids)
Source: RefSeq, a predicted model, not a curated record